Messenger RNA from Dioscorea cayenensis subsp. rotundata (Guinea yam), 1628 nucleotides. Its product is annotated as 4-hydroxy-3-methylbut-2-enyl diphosphate reductase, chloroplastic. The record is from RefSeq and is a predicted model, not a curated record. NCBI's taxonomy places the organism in Eukaryota, Viridiplantae, Streptophyta, Magnoliopsida, Dioscoreales, Dioscoreaceae. Gene Ontology annotation, biological process: isopentenyl diphosphate biosynthetic process, methylerythritol phosphate pathway; dimethylallyl diphosphate biosynthetic process. Gene Ontology annotation, molecular function: metal ion binding; 4-hydroxy-3-methylbut-2-enyl diphosphate reductase activity.
AAAGAAGGUGAUAAAACCAGGAGCAAUCGCAUCUCUGGGUUGUGGGAUUUCGUUGCGGAGCUUCGUCGCAAUAUCCGAUGGCGACGGUCACCACGCAGUUCGCUCGCUUCUCUUCCACUGUCCGAGCCUCCUCCGAAAUGGGACCGCGACCACGCCGCCGGCAGGUCAUCUCGGUCCGCUGCGGUGGCUCCCCAGAGGACAGCUCCGCUGCGAGCACGCUGGAUCCGAAUUUCGACAAGAAGGCGUUCCGGCAUAACCUCACUCGCAGCGACAACUACAAUCGCAAGGGUUUCGGCCACAAGAAGGAGACUCUUGAGCUCAUGAACCAAGAAUUCACCAGCGAUUUGAUAAAGACGCUGAAGGAGAACAAUUUCGAGUAUACGUGGGGCAACGUGACGGUGAAGCUUGCGGAAGCUUUUGGGUUCUGCUGGGGAGUAGAACGGGCGGUACAGAUCGCCUAUGAAGCUAGGAAACAGUUUCCGGAGGAAAAUAUUUGGAUUACUAAUGAGAUUAUCCACAAUCCAACUGUUAACAAGAGGUUAGAAGAGAUGGAAGUGCAAAAUAUUCCUGUGGAUGAUGGAAAGAAAAUAUUUGAUGUAGUAGACAAAGAUGAUGUGGUUAUUUUGCCUGCUUUUGGAGCUUCUGUUGAUGAGAUGUUCACUUUGAGUGAAAAGAAGGUGCAGAUUGUUGAUACGACUUGUCCUUGGGUCUCAAAGGUUUGGAACACUGUGGAAAAGCACAAAAAAGGUGAUUACACUUCCAUCAUUCAUGGAAAGUAUUCUCAUGAAGAGACCAUAGCCACUGCCUCUUUUGCAGCGAAGUAUGUUAUUGUGAAGAACAUGUCAGAGGCUAUGUAUGUAUGUGAUUACAUUCUUGGAGGUAAACUUGAUGGAUCUAGCUCAACAAAAGAAGAAUUUUUUGAGAAAUUCAAAUAUGCUGUUUCACCCGGAUUUGAUCCUGACAUUGACUUGGUGAAAUUAGGAAUUGCAAACCAAACAACAAUGCUUAAAGGCGAAACUGAAGAAAUUGGUAAACUGGUCGAGAAGACAAUGAUGCGCAAGCAUGGAGUAGAAAAUAUAAAUGAACACUUCAUAAGUUUCAAUACCAUUUGUGAUGCUACUCAGGAGAGACAAGAUGCCAUGUACAAGCUGGUGGAUGAAAAACUGGAUCUAAUUUUGGUUGUUGGUGGAUGGAACUCAAGUAACACUUCACAUCUACAAGAGAUUGCAGAGCUCAAUGGAAUUCCAUCUUACUGGGUUGAUAGUGAGAAGAGAAUUGGGCCCGGAAACAGAAUAAGUUACAAGCUAAAUCAUGGAGAGCUUGUUGAGAAAGAAAAUUGGCUACCAUCUGGUCCAAUCACCAUCGGGAUAACUUCGGGUGCUUCGACUCCUGACAAGGUUGUUGAAGAUGUCUUGUACAAGGUCUUUGAUCUUAAAAGAGACGAAGCAUUACAAUUGGCAUAAGAAGAAAACAUACAGCAAAUGAAAUUCUAAGACCGCAAUUAUUGCUACCAAGACUUAUUAUUGUUACAUUAUGUAUAGUUGCCCGUUUGGCCUUGGAUUAUGCAAUGAAUUGCCAAGAUUUUAGUUUUCUAAAUAUGGAGAUCAAAGUGCUAUCGUUGAGUUUCA